Molecule: messenger RNA, 19558 nt
Organism: Porites lobata
Lineage: Eukaryota; Metazoa; Cnidaria; Anthozoa; Scleractinia; Poritidae
Source: the annotation of a GenBank genome assembly
UGUCGAGAAUUGCGUGUGAUUAUAAACAAGGUGAGAGCGGCGAGAUUUAUUUGGGGUUUCCUUCUUCGUUCUGUGCAGUAUUAUUGGACUUCGUGCAUUGGUAAGCAUGUUAAUUUCUCUUUUAUUAGUUAUUACUUUUGGUUGUAGCACUAAUUUACUGGGUUGCUGGGACCCUUUUACGGCAUUUCCUGCCGGUUAUGGCGCCCGUAAUAAGCUUAAAUGAAAUGGAAUUACGUGCACACUGUAGCGUACAGCGAAUGGAUUUAUUUAUCCAACUAUAACUUGGGUUCAAUAGUAAAUAACCUCAGACAUAAGCUUAUAAGGAACUAAUAAGCCAUAGGCAGCUCCUGUUCGAGUAGAAACGCUCCUGAAAACAAAGAAAGAUCUCUACCUCAGAAAAUGACAAACAUCGAUCGAUCAGAUGAAUUAAUUUUGGUAAUGACGAAGAGACAAACCGCGGAGCAAGCAAGCGAGCAGCCCACACGAAAACUAAACUAAACGACGUACAAAUUGUUUGUUGUUUUCAUGUCGUUUUCAGCUGGACGUUUCUCGCUGAAUUGAAAAUCAGUGCGUUUAUUAAUUUAUGGUCACCUCGCUGAACGAUGUUGUGGUCUUCAUUGUCAUGUCGUUUUAAGUUCAGUGGCAGGCAGGCUGAUUUGUCGAAUGUGUACUGCUGUAUUAUAUAUGCUUGUGGGACUAACUGUUGCUCGCGUUGCAAGCGUUGUUUCCCUUCCCCACUCGCUUUAAGGGACUCUUGAAGUUCGAUUUCACUUGAAUAUGCCAUUGGACAGAAUAACUUUCAAUUAACUCUUGUCUUAACUCGACCUAAUUUCACUUCCUCCUUUGGGCCAAUUUUCAGUCCUUGAGAAAAAGAAAUCUCGGUGCAUUUUCUUCCUUUUGUGAAGUUUUUGAUGUGCCUGUCAUCGGCUGUCUGGUGUGGAUGCGUGGUCGAGGCUGGGGGGCAAAUACAACUUAAUUAGUAUGAGGACUUUUUUGGGGGGGGCACUCCCUUAUAUAGCCUGGGGAUGUGCUGCUGAACAUUCUGUGGUUUUUGACCUCUCUGUCUUUAACGUGGUAUAUAUAAUUUCAAAAGUCCGUCAACAGGAUAUUGCCAGCAUGAUUGAUAUGAUUUGCAAAAUGGAUUUUGUCUGUACUCCAAGCAUACAAAAGCGAUGACAAUGACGUGAAUUUGCUUUGUAACAAUUGCCAAUAAAUGGCUUUAAAGCACUACAGUGUUCCUUUUGUCAUUUUGCCCUAAAUGGGGAAAUGAAAUUGAGGGCAUUGUCCUAAACAGGGUAUGCAUUUUGGGAACUUUUUGUCCUAAACAGGGCCAGGGUUUCAAACUGUCAGCGGCUCACCUUGAUAUCCAAGUAUUGGUAGAGUACCCCCAGGGGGGGGGAUUUGCCAGGCAUUUUUACCCUGGAGUUGGAGGAAAUGAGGAAGGUUCUAUUUCCAAAAGCUGUACACAGAGGGGAAAAUGGGACUUGGGAAAGGAAAAAGUCAAGAACAUGAAAACCACUGUGUAGGAGAACUUGGGUUCACUUUCUUCUCAUGAAAUUAAAUGCAGAUUGGAUAACUUAAGGUAUUGUUAUGGAAAUGCCUUUCAAUCAUGUUAUUCCUUAUAUUUGCUACUCUCAAUGCGCUUUGAUUUUAUGCUGCUCAAUAUGAUCCCCAUUUCAAAGAGACAGGGCGGUUGUAACUUUGAUAGCUCUGUGUACCUCUAUGAAUGGAAAAUAAAGAACUUUGACGGUAACCUUGGCAAAUUCCCCUCCCUUACCUGGGGAUCAAGUAAUGCGAAUUAAACUGGGAUCAAUAUAACGGUCAAACAUAACUCUUCUGCUCUCUGUGAUAAAACUAAACUUCGUUUUGACAUGAAAUUAAGCCCGCCCAUUUUAAGACCUGGCUACUAAAAUCCAUUCCGGUUUUUAGAGUUCUGGAUCAUUUUUUUUUUUGCCAGAGUAUCAGUCACAAACGUGACAUAUGUUUAUACAGGUAUAAAAAUUGUGUCUUCAUUGCUUAGAUUAGGUUGACUGCCAACAAAAGAAUUAAUAAUAUUGUUAAAAUUUAGUUUGAAUGAUAUGUUUCAGUUUUUUUUUUACUCUUUCUUAGUUGACAAAUACCAUUACAUUAGAGAGUUUUAGAUCCGAGUUUACCACGAACCUCUAACCGCUGGAGGUCACGUGACAAGUCAUUCGCAUCACGUUUGAGGUUUACAACGUGCGUUUUCAACGUGGGGAGCUGAGUUUUCACGUAUGUCAUUUACCUGAAAGCUUUUAGCGUAUAAUUCUUGUUUCAUCUCACGUAAUGAUACAAAAAUCUUGUGGAGCAAGUCUUUAUACAUUAACAGAGGUACAAAUUCGGGCGAAAUGCUAAAUUUGAUAAAUCCUAUUGGAUCUUGAAAACAAGUGCCAUUCAUGGCUGCUGAUUCAAAAUGGCGGCCGUAAAAUUGCAAGAAGAACUAAUGUAAGAAUUUACAGCUCUUUGCUGCUAGAUAACCCAGUAUUGCCGUAAAUUUCUUUUAUUUUCACUGAUUAAUUUUUCUUCUAUUUCUAAAUGGAAAAAUAAACCAGAAUCCACUUGUUUAAUCCACCGCCAAUCUAAAUCGAAUUAUGUUUGAACGUCGAACCGCAAACGGGUAACCGCAAACCGCGGUUAGAGGUUCGCGGUAAACUCGGACCUAAAACUCUCUAUUGUGUACACUCUAACUUGUGGCUCCCUUGAAAACAUUACCCAAUUUCAGACUAGAAUGAGCAAAAUCCAUACCUGUUUUCAGACCUAAAUGGCUCAAAAACCUUAUACCCUUUGGGGCGGCACAUACAUGGCUCAUAUAAAAGGGAGUCCUGCCCCUGGGGAAGUGAGGUACAGCACUGGUUCAAUAUAGAGUGGCAUGACAUUUAUUAUCUUUAAUGUUUCAUGGGACUGCAUGGUAGUGCAAAGGGUUUUACCUCAUCUUUCAGUUUGAUGGUGUUUUCAUCUUUUAUCAGUCACAGAGGAUCACAGUCUGAUCGCAAACUGUGUUUUGUGGUUGUCACUGGUCAGCUGUGAAACUCUGCUACACAUUGUAACAAGGAUAAGGUUUUUUUUCGCAACCAUGCGUUGAAGGGGCUGUGUUAUAUGCUUUUUGCAACAGAAUGAUAUUUUGCCAUCAUGGAGAUUCUGUUGUUCGUAAGAGUGAUUAACUGAUAAACUUUCUCUUUUAAACCAACUCAUUUUUACAUUGCUCCAGAAGGACUUGUCUAUGAGCUGCAGCCUUGUCUGACAUUGACUUUGAGAAAUGCAUAAUUUCAGAAUUACUUUGGCAUAAGCACCAAUGUCCUGCUGGACGGUUACUGGUUUCUAACUCAAACUGACUGUGGCUGUAUGAAGUACAGUUUUUAUCCUCUGAAGACGAUGGGAAUUAACUUUUAAAAUUGGUUGCCUUAAAUGCCACCACAGUAACUUGCUGCAGGUGUGCAUGCUCUUGUUAAUCUCAUGAUUAUAAUUUAUGGUCAUUCUUGAUAUAAAUACUAUCAUUAUACAUUCAAUCAUUAAUUCUGAUUGGCUUUAAUUUCUCAUCUACUUCUUCAUAACCAGCUGACACUGACCAAAAAUUAAUUUGGAUGAUGUGUGGAUAAUAUUAUUCCAUCAUUAAGGCAUGCAGUCUGAAUGAUGUCAAAUGAUGGAAUAAUCGCAAAGUAUCAAGUAUCUUUAAUUGACGACUCAUGCCAGACCACAGGACAUGGAUAAUUAUACAGUUAAAAUGCACAUAAACAUCCAUUAUUAAGUGUACAUACCUCAUAAAAAGUUGAGUCUGUAACUUGUUUUCUUACAGUUUCCAGCCCUAUAAAUGCCAUUUUAGCAAUUACUUUUGAUGUUUUUAGUUAACUCGGCUGUCUUACUCAGCCCGAAGAAAAAGCUCCAAAAUUACCUUAGUUUAUUCUACUCUGGUGGCAGCACCUAAACUUCACUUGAGAGCUCGGACUUCCCAGUUCCAUAUAAAAAAAGUUCAAAUGAGAAAACUUCACCUAAGAAAGUCCUCAAAGGCACCAUCAGUCAAAAUACAACACUCUAUAUCCAUAAACACCUGAAAAUGAUGCUUGCAUGACUAUAUCUAGAACAUUUUAGAUUUACAGUAAUUGUAUAGUACGUAGAGGCCAUAAAAGCAAAGGAUAAUAAAAUCACUGACAUCAAAGCAAAGAGCAAGAACAUUGUUACACAAAAGCUAAUUAUUUGAAGUACUCAAUUCAUUUUGUUUCUUCUUCUGCAAAGCAACUAAGCUUAAAUAUGGAGGCAUUCAUAAUUAAUACUUAUCUUCAAAAAAUUCUUUUAUGAAUUGAUCAAAAACACUCGGUGUUCAAAUUCUGCUGGUAGCUAAUUAAUACUACUUUGAGAAGGCUUCUUGAAAAGUUACAUGUGGAAGAGUUUAAUUUGUCAGUAAACUGGUCUCGUAAAGUCCAUCGCUAGUUGAACUGAACUGUUCGCUUGCCAUCUUUUACUGUAGUAUACCUCACCAAGUGUCACACCUAAGGCGUGAUUUUCACGCCUGCAGAUCGAAAACUUGGAUCUCACACCUACUCACACCUGUGUUCCAAUUUGUCAUGCCUGGUAGAAAAGUUUGAGCUAUUACAGCAUUAACUGACACAUUAUGAAAAAUUUUAUUGAUUAUUUAAACAAACCAGAACCAAAGAGAGAAAAGAAAAGUCUAUGUGCACGUGGAUGAUUGACUUUCUCCAAAUUCUCUUUUUUUAGUAGGCAAGUCAAUGUUCCUUUGUGUUUGUGUUAGACGGAACUCUUCGUAACACCUUCAGAAGUCUUCAGAACAUCUUCAGACAUCUUCGGAUAUUAUCGGACCCCUACGAAAAAUCUUGGCACUCUUAAGAUAAAAAAUGUCACGCCUACAAAUGUAAAAAGGUUGCAGGUAUACUGUAGGCCUAGACUGAGAUAAACAGUGUGUGCAUUUGGUAUAAAGAUUUCGUGUAUAAGAAAUGACAGAAUUCAUUCUUGUGAUCACUGAAUUUUAUACACCAAUUACAGAUGGCUUAAUUUGCUCACUUCAACAGGCAAGUUGCUGGUUUAGUCUGCUGGCCUAUUUCCAGCACACUCUUAUCUUAUAUAUAGCACAUACACUGUAUGCACUAUGAGAGAGUGAUUUGUGGCAGCAAAAAAGUGAAGCCCAUUUUUUAGCUUGGGUGUUCCCAUGGAAAUGCUUGAACAAAAAAUUGAACUUAGCGCUCCAGGGAACUGCUCAGCUUCUUUGUAAUGUACUACCAAUGACCAUUGCUCUUGGCUUACUGUAGCCACGCUACACAUUCAAAAUCCCCUCAACUGUGUAGGGACCCAUUUUUUCCCACCACUUAGAUUUGUAAAGUAAUGGAAAGCAUUCCCUGGGUACCCCUGCGAAUGUGAUCUGUCUGGGUUGAUUUUUCGUCUGUUCCUCCCCGUCAGGGUAAUUUUGAACAUGCGGCAUAUAUGGCUACUAAGCUAAGAGCAAUGGCCAUUGGUAGUACAUUAUUUUGUACUCUAAGAAGAAGAGUGGUUUCAAGGAAGUGCUUAGUUCAAUUUUUUUUGUUACAAUUGUCGUCCUCUUGAGCUCAUGACUCGAUGUUUGGAACUAAUUUGACAUUUUCAAGGAAGGAAAAUCUUCAGUCUAUUGCUCAAGUGAAGUUUUGGAGUGAUUGGUGUAGAAUGAGGGUAAUUUUUGGAGGUUUUUCUUUGGGCAGCGUAGGACAGAAAUUUUUCCUUGUCUUCUUUUUAGUAGGUGAGAAAUUAAACCAAAACAUCAAAACUUGCUAAAAUCAUGGCUUUUUAUGGGGCCUGAAACUGUUAGAAAACAACACAGCUGACACCACUCUUUACAAGGAUUUUGCACUAAAUUGGCUGUUUCGACCACUGUACAUAAUUUUAUCUGUUUUAUUGAUCUUACAAUAAAUUCCCAAACAAAUCUCUAAAAUUUGGCUUCCAGUACAGGCUGUUGAGAGUCAGGGUGCCCUGUGGCCAGACAGCAGCUUAAUCACUAAGGCAGCUAAUACAUGUAUAGCUAUGUUUUAGCAGAACUCGAGAAUAUGGCAAAAGACCUCACAGCUAUUCAAAGAGAAAAUUGCUAAGUUACUGACUAGAAAUUAUUAUAUAUGGCAUGCAGCAUAUGCAAAAAUGCCGCUUGAUGGAUGUCAACUGCUUUUUGUGCUGGCUAUUUUGAAGAAAUAACUCAAUAUGUCAGUGGGCUGAGCGUGUGUGUUUGCAUCUUUGUGGUUCAUAUGUUGCAGAGUAGUGGAUGACCAAUUAGGCUGAAGGUAUGUACUACUGGGUUAAUAAGUGAUACCAGGAACCAAUCAAAUUUUAGCAUUUAAUAAAUUCACUCCUAAAGGUCAAACAGUAGGGUAAAAGCAGCUAUCACAUUUUCAGCCGGUAUUUUGUUGCUUUUUUCUUCUUCGUGUACAGAAAUACCCAAUUUUGGGACCAACAAUUUCGAGCAAUAAUCCAGUCUAAAUUACGCUAGUAUUUAGAAUAAAAUGCUGUCCCUUUUUGAGGUGAUUAUUCUGUACUAUUGAUGUCAUUUUCCAAAAAUCACAAACGUCUUCCAAAUUUGGUCAAUGCUAGCUGGUUAUGAAGAAUUAGCCACAGGAUCUGAGCAGUUCAGAAAUGGAGAAAUAUUUUGAAUGAACCAUAACAAAAAUGAUGGAGUUUGACUUUCAUAUGAUAUGAAGAAUUAUGUAGAUCGAAGAGGGUAAUAAUUUAUGCUCUCAGUAGAUCACACCCUUCAUGAUCUGCAUUAUUUUUUUAUAUCAUACUCCUGCAACUUCAUUCAAUAAUUUUUCUGCAUAUAGCGAGUUUAUAAUUUUGUUAGAAUUUACAUCAUGCUUGACUCCCACGAGGCAGGAUAGCUGAGCAAAGUGUGAUUUUGCUUUGGUCAUUUAUAUUUCUUUUGUCAGUUCGGUAUCUGCAGUUGCAUUGCCUAACAACAAAGUAGCAAGUAAACAAAACAGCCACAUUACCUGGUACAGACUUCUUUUAGCAGUCACUUUUGAGGUCAAGAUAUGCUUUUAUUUAUAAAUAUUUUGAAGGCAGAAAAACCUUUAAGAGAAAAUACAAAAAGGUGGUAAAGUUGAACCUCCACCUGCGACCACCUCCUAUAAGCAACGACCUUCCUGAAACACCAAAAAUGUUCUCAAUCAAAAGCUAUACUGGAACAGGCUCGUAAAUCACCACCUCCCGUAAGCAACCGCGACCACUUUUUCAGCGGAGAGUUUUAGAAUUUUCUAUUGUUUUCAAACUCCGGUAACCGACCUCUUAAUUGACACAUUAGCUUAUUAGUAAACAGUGAGGUACACUGUUAAAAUGGACAAAAAGGAUUUAUUCUUUGGCGGUCAUUAUUGUCUACAUGCAUGCACAUCUACAGUCAACUCUCUCUUAACGGACACCUGUAUAAGAUGGACACCUCUGUAAAACGGACACUUAGAGUUGGUCCCUGCCUUUCUUUACUCCCUUUAUUUGACUCUCUAUAAGACGGACACCUCUGUAAAACAGACACUUAGAGUUGGUCCCUGCCUCUCUUUACUCCCUUUAUUUGACUUUCUAUGAGACGGACACCUCUCUAAGAUGGACACUUAGUGCCAGUUCCAAAGGUGUCCGUCUUAGAGAGAGUUGACUGUAUUACUGUGUUGAUUAGUUCGAUGUAUAACUACACUUUUAACCAUUACCCUUAAGAAAAAGACUCAGAUUUCCAGGUUUCGGUUUAAGAAGUUAAGUUCUCGUUCCUCAGAUGUUUUGGGGACAUUUCUGUACAAGAUUAUAGUCGGGUACACAAGUAAAAUUUUUUCACCACAAAUUCAUAACGCGCGUUACCUAAUUAAGUGCACUUCCAUUUAAAUGAACUGUAACAUAGAAUAGCUAAUGAUUUUGUCAAUAAAACUACCAGUAAUUGGCAGGGCAAAGUAAACUGUCAUUAUUUUUUUAGAAUAAAUAUACCACUCCAUUAACUAGGUUGACUUAAAAAUUUCAACCUUGCUGUCCAACUCUCAUAAGCGACCACCUCCUGUAAGCGACCACAGAGCCUUCCCAUUUUCUGUGGUUGCUUACGGGAGGUUCGACUAUAGAUAGAAAAUCAAGGUAAGAAAACAUGUUUUGCAUCCUACUUCACAGACAAGUUGUAUCGGCUUUGUUGGGCAUAACUGUUUUUUUCAUGGGUGAUUUAAAUGCACUGAAGCACUGCUUUGCUGUCAAAACUGUGGUUAUUUUCCUGAAAGAUAUCUUUGAAUUCAUGUUCAAUACGGCUUGAUCAGCUUUCAACAGCACUUGCUGGUGGAAGUUCCAUGGGAAUAAGACUUUAAGUGUCUCUGUCUGAGAAAGUGUUCCGGGGCCGAAAGUUUACUGGUCAACCGAUUUAGCUGAAACUUGGCACAAGUUAUGUGUGAAGAGAAAACCCACCUUGACUCACUUCUCUGACUUUUAGUUUUGGGAGUUUCAGAGGGGUGUCAUUUUUUGGCCUUUGAGCACCAAAAAUCCAGCCUUCCAGGAGGCAUUUUGAAAGUGCCAUAAAACCCAAUGGUAAAUUGUGCUGCCAAAUGAAUUUGACCAUGAACUCUACUAUAACAGAGCUUUCAGUUCAUGCAUGUGCUUUUGUCCUCAAGGUAUUGGACAGAGAGGAGCCUGGGGCUAGAGUUUGGCCAAAAUGGUGCCAAAAUAACAACCCCUUAUAUUAUUAUGGUUUAUUGAAUUUUUGAAAAAAAAAACACUCUUCCUCUAAAGCUAUGCAAAAUGGAAUGCUUGGAGUAAUACGUAGAAAUAUGACAUGGAACUGACUAUAAAUCAAAGAAAAAUUUAAGCAUCUGGUAAAAAUAUUGUUAUAACUAGGUCAGAACAUCAUCAUUAGUGUUCUAUGAUGGGUACUAGGUUUUCAAAGAAAAAAAUUGCCCUAAAUCAGGGUGUUUGUUGUGUUAAUCAGAGGCUUUUUAGAGCAAUUAUUAUAAAGUAAGAGUCGUGGUAUUUCUAAGCAACGAAACUGAUUUGGCUUUAACAGGGCCUACUCUGGGACCUUAAGUCGCCGUAACUUAGGCAACUUUAGGAAAAUCUGUUCAAAUUGUUUUGCGACUUUAGGCGAUUUAAUGCGACUUUAGGCAACUUCAGGUGACCUACAAUGAUGCAAUGUCACAUAAAAGAUAAGAGAUUACAUGUGCCUGAGUACAUCAUUCCAAUGCACCUCUGUAAAGGAGAGACCUGGUUUGUAAAAAAAAAAAACUCUGAGCUGAUACUAAAGUGUCUAUCUUCAUAAUUUGACAACAAACAUUAAAAUGGUUAAUAUUAAGUCACUUAUCAAUAUUGCAAAUUGUGGAAAUGACGAUCCCCAUUGCAUGUCGUGGCAAGUGCUCUGCCAAUGUUUGUCCUCAUACAGUCAUACAUGUACGUUCGGCAAAUAAAAGAAAGUGUUUUUCCAAUUGCAUUCGGAUACAAGCUUAAAGUUGGCCUUUGUCGCCACAAUAUAUUGCUCCUUUCCUAUCUCAAUCAAAGAAAAAACUCCAAUAUUGCCAAUACUUGCUUUGCUCGUGAACCGUACUCGCUUUCCAUAAAUUCCACAGUCUCUUUGGAAGGAACCUUUGGAAACUUUCCAGUCGGGUUGAUUUCAUGAAUCUGCAUGAAUACAUUACCAGCAAAAACACAACCAGCCUAGCUUUGUUCCGCGCGGCAGCGUUAACGUUGUCAGCAUAAAAAGAAGCGUUCAUGUUUAAACCGAUGGCAGUACCAAGUGUAAACGUUUCCAUUAUAAUCUAGGAAGUUUCCAGUUAAAGGAGACAUACAAAAGGAAAACGUAACAACAAGCCGCCAUUUUGAAUCUCCCAGAAUUCCUCUACAGUCCGUUGUUUCUCGUCCCCGCCCUCUCCCCGCCUCCAGACCAGCUUGUCAUGUGAUCAAAACACCACACUUUCAGCCGGCCAUGUGCAAUGCUGGGUGCAUCAUUUCGCGUUUCUACGUUCUUACUUACGUUUAAUGGUCGAUCACAUAAAAUCGUUUGGCAGGGAGCAAUCACGACAACAUAAACAAAACCAUUUUACGCGCCUUCGAUGUACAGAAUUGUUUUUACGAGUGUUUGGUUGGAACCUUACACCUGGAGACAAAGCUUGAGUUUAUAUCUGUCUGGAAGGGAAGAACUAAAGAGACGACUAUAUAAGCUAAGUGUUCAAGUAUAUAAGAGUGAUUGUGCAUAUGACUGAUAGAUGGAUAUAAUUCGACGGUAAAUACAUAUCAGAGGUUGUGUGCUGAAGAAAUGAAUUUCGCACUAACCCUCCUCGCGUGGGUUAUCUUAAUCCAGCUAAUUGAACAACCAGUCCCAGGUACUGUUAAAAAGCAAACAGUUGACACAGUUUUAGAUGUUUUAGUAAACACAACUGAUCAUGUUUAAUAGUCGAAAUCGAAAUUGCUUACUGACAAAAAUAUUACCGCGUCUCGGGUUACUUGAUGGUGCAAUAAGAUCACGUGACUACAAUAUUACGCAGACAUCAAUAAAUUAACAUAAAUUAUAUAAAAAUGUUCACAACACUCCCCAGGGUUGCAUCACGACUUCGUGAUAAAACGCUUUGACUCAACAGUAUAAAUCUUGAAUGUCCACUAUUCAAUAAAUGUCAAAAGAGCUUCGUCGUCUACAAAGUUCACUGUUUUGAUCAAUUUUGAAUUCAUCUCAUGUACAGUUCAGUUCAAUGUUCACUCAGAAACUUCAACAGGAUUUAAGUCCUGUAUCACUCUACGUAAUACUUGUGGCUUUCGAUCCCCUUUGCCAGCAACCUUGACCUUUGCUGAUCGAAUCUGACCAUCUCUACCCGGUAACAGUUCUUGAACCUUUGCCAGUUUCCAAAAUGUUCUUUUCGUCAGAUCAGACUUCACGAUCACAAUGUCACCUACUGAGAUUGGGCUCUCCUUGUUUUGCUUCUUACAUCUCUCAUUAGAGCGCUCUCGUAGACUCAAAAGAUACUCGUGCUGCCAUCUCUUGGUGAACUGAUGCAGUAAUCGUUGGUGAUGCUUAGCUCUCUUUGUCAAGGUCUGAUUAACACUAACAACUUCGAAAUGCUGGUUACUUGGUGCACUAGUAAUUCGUCUACCAGUAAUUAGAUGAGAUGGCGUAAGUGGAGUGGAAACUGACUCUUCAUCAUCAUAGACAUAUGUUAACGGUCGUGCAUUUACGAUUGCUUCGAUCUCCACCAUUGUGGUUUGUAGCUCAUCAUAGUUCAACGUAGAGCGUCCCACUGUUUUCUUCAAUGGUUGCUUCACAACUUUAACCAUCCGUUCCCAAAAACCCCCCCACCAAGGAGCUCGCUCAACGAUAAAGUUCCAUGUGAUGCGACUGUCAGUUAAGUAUCGCGUAACUUCGUCUGAUUGUAUGAUCUUCCUUAUAUCUUUGGAUGCGGAUCUGAAGGUUUUGGCAUUGUCACACAGAAGGGUGACUGGUAAUCCCCGGCGACUAACGAACCUACGAAAGGCCAACAGAAAUGAAUCAACGCUCAGAGAAGGCGUCAGUUCCAAAUGAAUCGCUCUCGUGGACGCGCAAGUGAAUAAACAAAUGUACACCUUGUCGGAGCCCGUUUCUUUUGAAGACCUUCCAUCACGUAUGUACAAAGGACCUAUGAAGUCUAAUCCUGUGUGGGAAAACGGCGGGUCUAGAGACACUCGUUCCAGUGGUAAAUCUGGAGUCGGUGGUGGUCUGUAUGGAGCUCCUUCUACUCUUCUACAGAUGGUACAUUUUCUUACAAUUUUCUUCACAACUUCUCGACCUCUUGGUACCCAGAAUCGUCCUCGAAUAGUGGUUAAGGUGUCCUUGAUACCACUGUGUUUAAUCUUGGAGUGCACAUCCUGGAUGAUGAGACUAGUUAGUGGGUGUUUAGACGGAAGUAAGAUUGGAUUCUUGCAUUCUUCAGAGAGCGGUGCAUUGUUUACUCUCCCCUUGCAUCUGAUGAUUUGUUGGUUGUCAAGGAACAAGUUGAAUUGCGUGACAUAGACGGGUGGAAAUGUUCCCCUUUUGCUUUGAAGAAAUUCGAGUUCUUUGGCAAAUGAGGCUUUCUGUACAGUCUUGAUCCACAGCAUUUCAGCUUGAUUUAACUCUUGAGCAUUAAGUUCCCUUUUGACGAAUGUUCUGGUAGCUUGUGAGUUUCACGGUUUGAUACACUGUUCUUCGCAUUACCUAUGAACCGUAAUAGGUAGGCUGUCACGCGGAAUAAUCGUGUUACACUGCAGUAUCGUUCAAUGUCAAUGACUUGACUGAGAUUGAUUGAAUGGUCUUCUGACUCUGUCGUGACCAGAGAGUGCGUGACACUCACAGGGCUUUUUAGAACUUCUUGAAGUGCUUCUUCGUCAUCAGACAAAGCACUUGUUUGGGGCGACUCAGGCCAAUGUUCUCUCACUAACUUCAGAAACUUGGGCCCAUUCCACCAUGUCUGGUUUUGUGCUAAUUGCUCUCCUCCACAUCCUCGUGAUGGUAGAUCAGCGGGGUUCAACUCCCCGGGACAGAAAUUCCAGUUGGCUUCGUUAGUUAGUUCUCGUAUCCUGCUGACCCGGUGUUGUAUGUAAGGUUUCCAUGCUUUGGCAUUUUUUAUCCAACACAGCGUGGUGAAUGAAUCGGUCCACAAAAAUGUUCCUUCAAUUGGAAGAACGGAUUGUAACGUUUGCUGCGUUAAGUGAACUAGUUGGGCUAGCAAUGCAGCUCCUAGCAGUUCCAACCUGGGAAUUGACUGACGUUUACUCGGCGCUACUCUCGUCUUGGAUGUCAUGAUGUUGACUUGGAUUUCGCCAUUGGUGAAUGCGGUUCUCAGGUACACAACAGCUGCAUAGGCUCUUUUCGACGCAUCUGAAAAUCCAUGGAUCUGAUAGGAGCAUACUGCUGACUGCGCUGGUGAGUAAUUGGCAUAACAUCGGGGAACUCGAAUGUUCUUCAGAGCGUUUAGGUCAUUAAUGAACGUUUUCCACUUCGCUAAAGCUUCUCCUUCCAAGUUUUCAUCCCAAUUGACCCUCUCAACACAUAAAUCUUGAAAAAGGACUUUCAUGCUUAUUGUAAAUGGAGUUAACAGUCCAAUCGGAUCAAAGAUUUUGGCUGACAGUUUCAAAACACAUCGUUUGGUAGCUGGAAGGGCUUCUGCGUACUCAAUCAACUCAGAGAGGUCAUAGCGAAAUUCAUCUCGAAUGACAUCCCAGUAAAUCCCGAGAAUCUUCACCAAUUGCUCUGUUUCCAGUUUAUCAUCUUUGGCACUCGAUGACUCUUCUUUCUUGAGAUUUUGUGUACUUUCACUUUCUUUGGGAGAGGAUUCCCAAACUGACGGUCCUCUUCUUUCUUCAUCCUGCUUGAUUUUUUCGCGGAAGGACUGACAGUUAGAAUUCCACUUACGCAGUGAGAAUCCUCCAUCUUUCAUGAUUUCCUGUGCUUUGUCGUACAAGUUCACAGUUUCAUUCUCGCGAAACACUCCUCCUGCCAGAUCAUCAACAUAGAAGCUGGAACUUAACAAGGAUGUUACUUCUGGUUCCUUUUCUUUGUACUUGGACAGAUGGAGUUUUAUGGUACUUGCCAGGAUAGCUGGACUUGGAGUUAAGCCAAACACAAGCCUUCGAAACUGGUAUUGCUUGAUUUGCGGACGAUCUUUCUCAAUGUCAUCGAACCAUAGAAACCUCAGCAUACUUCUGUCUUCUGGGUUGAUCUGUAUCUGAUGGAAGGCCUUUUCGAUGUCAGCUACUACAGCAAUUGGAUACCCUCGAAACUUAACCACAAUAUCAAAUAGGUGUGGCACUAAGUUCGGUCCUUUCUCUAAACACUCGUUAAUUGAAGCAGUUGACUUGUCAGAUUUGGCUGAACCAUCAAAUACAACUCUCAAUUUUGUAGUUUCCCGGUUCGACCGAAUUACGCCAUGAUGAGGUAAGAAAUGCAUUGGAGCUUGGUCGUAGUUGUGUUCUGGUACGGCUUCGAUUAUCCCGGAUUUGACUUGAUCCUUGAUCACAUUGUCAUAAUCUCUCAAUAGUUCCUUGUUUUUUUUCAGUCGCGAGUGAAGCUGUCUCAAUCUUGUAACACACAAUUCGUACUCGUUUGAAGCAGGAACAAGGCCUUCCUUCCAAGGCAGACCAACUUCGUAUCUUCCUUCAUUCUCAUUGAAAUGAAUACUCUCCAGGAACUCUCCACCAUCUGACUGUGACACGGGUGGCUUCUCUCGUACUCCUAUUGACUCAAUGUCCCAGAAUUUCUGCAAGGCAUUACAUAACUCAUCGUUCUCACUAUGACUGAUGUCAAAUGGGCUCAAGGUCAUCAAUUCCGGCCUCUCUAUGAUGAGAUUUGUAGUUGCAAACUUCUCUCUUGAUUCUUCAGCACUUGUGGGACCAGACAAGACCCAUCCGAAAAUGCUGCUAACUGCUACGGGACCACUGCAGCCACGAAUGACAUCCCCAGACACAAUAUCGAAAUAAUAAUUAGAUCCAAUUAGCACAUCUAUGUCCUGUUGACCUGUUUCAGCAAUGCUCAUGUCAGCAAGCUCGAGACCUUGCAGAUGUACGUGAUUGUCGAUGUUAACUUUAGCUGACACCGCCGAGCAAAUCUUCGGGAAACAUAGUGCAGAUAUCUUGAUUUCUCCUUGAGAUCCUUGCAACCGCAAGUUCACAACAUCACAUUGUUGCUUCGUAUAUCUUUCGUCUCCAAAGGUGUUAAGAUGCAAUGUUUCUGACUUGACAGGGGACAGAUUAAGCCUCGAUUUUAAUCUGGUUGUGAUGUAGGUGCGUUGACUUCCGGUAUCCAAAAGUAUUCUAACUGGUGCGGCUUUAGAACUGACAACAUUGACAGCCAUGGCUUUCGCUGUUUGUAAGAGCACAGUUCCCUUUGCCUUGUUACUCACUGUUGUUGUUGUCGUUGUCUCUUCGGCUGAAACUUCUUUUGGUUUCGGUUUCCCUUGGUCAAGCAUUGAACAAAUCGACUGAUGAUGCCGCUGCUGGCAGUGUCGGCAUUUUUUUGGAUUCGUGCAGUCUUUCGCACAGUGAUCAAAAACGCAAACAAUUGAAGCAUCGUUUAUCCCUUUCCAAAAUACUUCUUCGUUGAGCGGUAUCUUUUACCACACCACAUGAUGCAGAGUAAUGCUCGUUUUGACAAUAGGCACAUUUGAUUUUGAAGUUCCCACCUUGCUGAGAGACGAGUGAAUUCGCGGUUGGCGUUUGAUUUCGAAACUUUGAAUCACGGCCGGGUGGUUGAACUUUCCCGCCUUCGCUUGUUUUCGCCAUGGUCAUCUCGCUUACUUCCCGCGCUUCGACUUCAACCUUUAUCACGUUUAGCAACUCCUCCAUUUUCCAUACAGAAUCCUUAGAGUUCCUGGCUAUCUGCAAUCGAAUCUCAGAAGGCAACUUUGACAUAAUAACAGGAAUUAGGAGACUUCCAUAUUGAUCUGAAGUUACGCCGAGCGAUGCCAAACCGCGGGAAUGAACACAAAUUUGAUCGUAGACGUAUCGAAGACUGGCUGGGCGAUCAUUGGAACACGGCGAAACCUUGAGAAGCUGAUCCAUAUGUGCGCUGAUAAUUUGUUGGGGACGCCCGAAACGUUCUUGUAAUAAAUUGACUGCUGCGUUGUAGUUCGCUUCGGUUAAGGUAAGACCCUGAAUAGCUCGAGCGGCGGCCCCUUCAAGGACAGAAUUGAGGUAGUUGAACUUGUCGAUAUUGGAAAUCCCUUCGUUACGAUGAACCGCCGAUUGAAAUGAAUCCCAGAAGGUAUUCCACUUGGUCACAUCUCCUCUAAUCUUCGGCAGGUACAACUUCGGUAAUCUUGUACGGACUGCAUUUUGAUUCACUGGCUGUGAUGUCGUUUGAGGAGAUCCCACGUGUUGCUGGGUUGGCAUGUUCACCUUGCUCGCAUUCUCGAUUUUGCAUUUUAGACGUAUAAUUGAGGCAGUAAAUUCUUCUGACUCUUCGAUUUCUUUAUCGAUCGUUGUAACUUCGCAUAAAGAUAAUAUCUCUUGGUCCAUUUCGCUAAGAGACUCUUGUUUUCCAUCCAAGAGUUGUCUCAUAACAUUGAGCCGUUCGUAAUCCUUGUCUUCGCUUUGCAACAUUUCGGUGAAUUCUUGAUCCAGUUUCGAUACAUAUCGUCGGUGUCCUUCACGUAUAACUCGCAGUCGUUCCAAAUUCGAUGUAUUCGCUUGCAUACUCGAUGUACUUGAUAUCUCGUGUGUUUUUGACUUCGGUUUACCCUUUUUGGGAGGCAUUGCGAUCGAAAAUCUGCCCCUCGUUGGGCGCCAUUUAGUAAACACAACUGAUCAUGUUUAAUAGUCGAAAUCGAAAUUGCUUACUGACAAAAAUAUUCCCGCGUCUCGGGUUACUUGAUGGUGCAAUAAGAUCACGUGACUACAAUAUUACGCAGACAUCAAUAAAUUAACAUAAAUUAUAUAAAAAUGUUCACAACAGAUGUAAUCAUUAAUUUUAUUUAAUAUUGGGAAUUUCACAUGUAGACAAUUCCUGAAAUUUACUAUGAAAUGCCGGAAACCGUUACUGACAAGUCUUCUUAACUUGUGUUAAUGUAUCGGUCAAAUCGAAGCUUCAACAUGCCCCCCCCCCCCGGGCAUACCCCGGGCAUUUGACACCUUGCCGUCCCGGGGAGGAGGCAAUUUGAUCAUCAGAGUCUUCCAGAGGGUGGGGAAUUUGAUUCCCAUGCUUUAGGGGUGGGGAAUUUGAACUGCACCCUCGAUUUCAUGUAAAAUCUUUGGCGUGGCGAGCUAUCAUGGAGAACGCGGUGUUAGAGGAUUUUCGUGGAAAAGAUUGUGCCUUUGUGGCCAAUUGGUUACGAGGAAAGGGCUUAAACAAGCUUUGUGCCGUAUUUGAAGUAUUUAAAUUUUAAAAUUUUUAAUAUUGGAUUCAGGAUUUGAAUGUAUGAAUGUAUUUUAUUGUUGUGUUUACAAUAAAGUACAAUACCUAUACCGGCGAUUCAGUACAACAACAUAAAAUAAAAUAAAAUAAAACGGUCAACUACUUUGACCUACUGCAAGUAUGUUAAUUAAUAAGGUGAGCGAUGAUGCAUGUCAGUGAAAUGCCGUCAUGAUGUACUGAGUAAUCUCAAUAGGUGGGAUCUUUUUUUAUAGAACGCUUUGCAUGUUGCAUGACGAAGAAAAGCUGAGCAUUCGGUGACCUUGUAGCAGCGAUUUCCGCCGCUUUGCACGAGACGUUUGUUUGUAGUAAAUUCACUAGCAGUGUUGCUCAGUUUGUGUUAUAUUUUAUAAAGAUUUUGUUCGACAACUGAAGGCGUUUCCGCCGUCCUUCUGUCAUUUUUGCGCCUGUGAAAUGUCCCCGGGGUGGGGGCAUUUGAUCACCUGAAUGGACCCUAGUGUGGGGCAUUUGAACAGCAUUUUGGCCCGGGUAGGGGGGAAUUUGAACAAUAAUUUUCAAAAAAGUCAAAUGCCCAAGGGGUUGCCGGGGGGCAUGUUGAAGCUUCGAUUUGACCGAUACAUAAUGUUAAAGAACGACCCAAGACCACAUUUUUGUGGUGAAUGCCGGGGCACAAUGAUUGUGUUUAAACACUGGUACACUGACACUUCACUUCUCAAUUUCACACAUUUCAAGGGAAUCAUCAAAGCCUUCAAUGGAGUGUGUGUGCGGCUCACGUCAAUAACUUUUCCAAGAAUUUGGUCGAGUGUAUUGAUUUCAGUGGCUUGAGUGGCGCUACUGUGGGCUGGUCACGUUUUUUCUAAUAAAUAACAUAGAGCUAAAAUGUCCAUUUGUCCAGUGCCGAAAUUAUCACAAGUCAUGAUGAAAUGGUGCCGCCGAGCUUCACAUCUGGGUAGAUUUACUUUGUGGGAUAACGGCCGCCACCGAGCUUCACAUCUCUGAAGAUUUACUUUGUGGAAUAACGGCCGCCUAGCUAGACAACUCAGUAGAUUUACUUUGUGGCACAACAAACGUUGAGCUAAACAACUCGGUUUGAUGCAUGCACCAGGAGUAGCAUGCAUUUUCCAAAGAAAAAUGUGAAGGCUUAAUCCAAAGUAAAAUUUCACUCAGGGUGUAAACUUUCUGUACACUUUUGAAAGAUGAACGCUUUGGAAGAUUCAUUAAACACAGAUUGAUAGUAGACCUUCAGCAAACUCUUAAAUAUGUACGCUUUACAAAGAUUCACCACACUUUUAAAAGAUGAACGAUUUAUGAAGACAGAAUAGCAGACCUCAGCAAACGUUUGAAAGAUGAAUGCCAAGGACAAACGAAUCAUCACGCGAGUUGGCACAUGAAAGUGAGGGGAAACGUAAGCAAGCGCCUCAAAGCGAGGCAAAUGUGUGUCGACGACGAUGACAAAUGCAAUCUCGAGAAAACCUCCCUUAUUAAUUGCACUGGACACCCAAUAAUUCACAGAGCACCCAACACAAUUAGGGGUUGUGUUCUCGUACCUCAAACGCAAUGAUUAGUUUAAACAUUAGGGUGUAUUGUUAGCUGACGUGGCGCAAUAGAUAUCGCCUUGCUCUUACACGCCAAAGGUCUGGGGUUCGACUCCCGCCGGAGGAAACUCUUUCUUUUUUCUUUGUCGUUUUGUUUUGUUACACUUUUUUAAAAACAAAUUUUCAUUUAAUAACAAUUAAUUAUUAAUCCAGACUAUUGACAGAAAGAGAACCAUUGAUUCAAGUACAUAUGUGUAGUAAGUUUUGAGCUGUAUUGCUGUAUGUCUUGCCUGUUCUAGAAAAAAAGAGAAGUUGACCCAAAUAUGAGCUUAUUUGUAAAAAGUGUAAGCCGGUUUAAAAAAUGUGAAAAUGGAAUCUUAACUUUCACAACAAACACAGAAUUCAGGGAAGAUUGAGACUUAUUUUACAAAAAGAUCAUCUAAGUGCCUAAAAGGAUUCUUUUGCAUUAAGUGAAAAUUAAAAUUAUGGUGUCUAACAAUUUUAUGGAAAUCCAGAUGGGUGGGGGGUCUUUGAACUUGGAAAUCCUGAGGGGAGGGGGCAUUCAAGCAGUUUUGGAAAUUCAGGUGGAAGAGGGGCUCAAAAAACCGUUCUUGGCGUCGUAGGGGUGUUGAUUUUUUCUGGAAUAACCCAUUGUUGAUUUCUUUUGUCUGUUUAUUUGUUUUUUUUUCUUUUCCCAACUGGCUUCUUUUCCUCUUGUCCUUCUUCUGUGGCCAUAAGCUAGCCUCUGCUGUGCGAGGUUCGACAAUUCACUUAUAUUUUCUAUUUAAUUUUAUUUGGUUGUGUGUGUAUGUUUUUCUGAACUUGGGGUUGGGUUGGAAGAUAAUGCAGUACUUGGUAAAUAAAUGAGGUACUGAAUAUAAUUAUGCACUAUUAACUAAUUUAGUUUCUGUGAAUCUCUUUGGGACAUCAAGGUGCAUAUAUGAACUCCCACUGUUUCCUAAUGAUGGUAAAUGUUUUAUUACAAUAUGUUUUUCCUCUGCUUGUCACAGUUAAGUGAUUUAUAUACCUUGAGUGACAAAUUGUUUUCCAUAUUUCUCCAGGUAGUGUACAGGGAACUGCCUCACUCUGGUCAUGUCUAAGAAAGGCAACACACCACCUUCAGACCUUAAACUCUUCCUUCAAGAUUUUCUUCAACAGUCCAAAUGCACUGGGGAGAGUUCACAAGGAGCUCACCAUGUUCAGAAUUUUGGAAGCUCUCCGGAUGUAGCUG